Candidozyma duobushaemuli is the source of this 828-nucleotide messenger RNA. RefSeq names its product cyclin (gene PCL2). The transcript has a single exon. The coding region runs from base 1 to 828 and encodes 275 amino acids. Gene Ontology annotation, molecular function: protein kinase binding; cyclin-dependent protein serine/threonine kinase regulator activity. Lineage: Eukaryota; Fungi; Ascomycota; Pichiomycetes; Serinales; Metschnikowiaceae. The record is from RefSeq and is a predicted model, not a curated record. Gene Ontology annotation, biological process: regulation of cyclin-dependent protein serine/threonine kinase activity. Gene Ontology annotation, cellular component: cyclin-dependent protein kinase holoenzyme complex; nucleus.
AUGUCCGACUACGAAGCACUCAAGAUCUUCUCCAGACAGCCUGUGUCCAUGGAAAUGGUGGAGUUUUUGGCUGCCACCACCUGCUCUGUGAUCCAGGUCAGACCUGUGGUGUCCCAGAAAUCCACCCAGGGUGAAAUGGUGGUGACCCCCGUGGCCAAGGAGGCCGUGCCCUUGACACGUUUCAUCUCUCGCUUGAUUGAGUACCUGAACGUCCAGACCCCUACGCUUAUGGCUGCAUUGGUAUACUUGAACAGACUUAGAAAUGCCUUGCCGGGCAAUGCCGUGGGUAUCGAAACCACCCGCCACAGAAUCUUUUUGGCGUCUCUCAUUUUGAGCGCAAAGCUGCUUAACGACUCCAGUCCCUUGAACAAACACUGGACAAAGUACACUGACGGCCUCUUGUCGAACAAAGACGUUAACUCGGCAGAGCGCGAGCUCAUUGGUAUCUUGAAGUGGAACUUGCGUGUUGACGAGAAGGAACUCGUUGCUGCUUUGCAACCAUUCCUCACGAGAAUCAAAAAGGACAUCCAGAGAAAGCACGAGCUCGAGAGCAGCGCCAAGUCAGAGUACUACCGCAUGUCGAGCUUUUACUCCAGCAACCUGCUUGCCCUGUCCCGCCUGCUGUCGAAGAACUCGCUCUUCUCUGCUUCUAACUAUUCGCUUAAAAGCGCCACCUCUUGUUCCAGCAUUCCAGAGGACCUAGGGCCUUCCAGAAUGCCUUUGAGCGCCAGACUGUCCACGACACUCAACCAGAUGAACAAGAACAAUUUCUACAAAACCUCCGACACCUCCCGCCAGGGCGGUCUCUUGCCCUCCGCUGUUGUCUAG